Messenger RNA from Acanthopagrus latus (yellowfin seabream), 2249 nucleotides. Its product is annotated as meprin A subunit beta-like. The record is from RefSeq and is a predicted model, not a curated record. Gene Ontology annotation, biological process: proteolysis. Bases 1 to 2127 code for a protein of 708 amino acids. Gene Ontology annotation, cellular component: membrane. The transcript is spliced from 15 exons. NCBI's taxonomy places the organism in Eukaryota, Metazoa, Chordata, Actinopteri, Spariformes, Sparidae. Gene Ontology annotation, molecular function: protein binding; metalloendopeptidase activity; zinc ion binding.
AUGUUGCGUGUCCUGCAGCGCCGUCCUGCAACAAAAACAGAGCGACGACGUCUCUUCACACGGCAGACGGGAGUCAUGGAGCUCAGGUGUAUCGUUGUGUUGUUGGGCCUGAGCCUGGCUGCAGCCAAGCUGACAGGUGACACAGAAACGGACGUUGACAGAGGCGUUGACUGGGACAUCUUCAACAUCAAUGAAGCGGCUGGUCUGGACCUGCUGGAGGGAGAUAUUGAACAGGACGAAACAUCCAGCAGAAACUCCAUCAUAGGAGAGAAGUAUCGCUGGCCCACAACCAUCCCUUACUACCUGGAGGACAACCUGGACAUGAAUGCAAAGGGAGUGAUCCUGAAGGCCUUCGACCAGUACAGACUGAAGACCUGCAUCGACUUCACGCCGUGGAACGGCGAGGCCAACUACAUCUCUGUGUUCAAAGGCAGCGGAUGCUUCUCCUCUGUAGGUAACCAGCAUGUGGGGAGUCAGCGGCUGUCCAUCGGUAAUAACUGCGAUCGUCUGGGAACUGUUGAGCACGAGUUCCUGCACGCUUUGGGCUUCUGGCACGAGCAGUCCCGCGCUGACCGCGACGACUACGUCAACAUCAUAUGGGAUCAAAUUGAACAAGGUAAAGAGCACAACUUCAGGACAUACGAUGACAAAACGUCCAGCGCUCUGGGCGUUCCCUACGACUACGGCUCGGUGAUGCACUACAGCAAGACGGCCUUCAACAUCGGCUCCGAGCCCACCAUCGUCACCAAGAUCCCCCAGUUCAUGGAUGUGAUUGGUCAGCGGAUGGGCUUCAGUGAGAGCGACCUAACAAAGCUCAACCGUCUCUACAACUGCACCAAGUCUUCUACCUUCGUGGAGAGCUGUAACUUCGAGCAGGAGAACAUCUGCGGGAUGAUUCAGGGUCCCGGCAACAGGAAGUGGGAACAGCUGAGUUCUGUGAGCGAAGGACCUCAGACCGACUUCUCCAACAUGGGACAAUGCAAAGGUAAAGGCUUCUUCAUGCACUUCAGCUCAGCCUCGGCUGCGCCCGGUGACCAGGCGUUCCUGGAGAGUCGCUGGCUUUACCCCAAACCCGGAGCCCAGUGUCUGCAGUUCUUCCUCUAUAACAGCGGAGCAGUCGAUGAUGUUCUCAACAUUUUGGUGCGAGAUUCUGACGGGAAACUGACACUCGUCAAGAGUAUUUCAGGAGACGUCACGGGCUCCUGGGAACUGCACAACGUCAAUCUGGAUGUGACGAAGAAGGCCCGCGUGGUGUUUGAGGCCGUGAGGGGAAAGAGUCCAUCCACCGGAGGUUUCUCCCUGGACGACAUCAACGUGUCGUCCAUGAAGUGUCCGCAGCACAUCUGGCACAUCCGCAACAUCACCGGCCUGAUGGCCACCACACCUGUGGGGAGGAAAACCUACAGCCCUCGCUUCCUGUCACCGGCAGGUUACUCCUUCCAGGUAGGCGUGUACCUAAAUGGAAGAAGCGACCGCCCCGGGUACGUGGCCACCUACUUCCACCUGACCUCAGGCCCCAACGACCACCAACUCAAAUGGCCGUGUCCGUGGCAGAUGGCGACGAUGGCCCUGAUGGAUCAGAAGUCUGACGUCAGACAGCAGAUGAACAUGCACCGGAUGGUCACCACUGAACCUGACAAGAUGUCGUCUGAUGGUACUGAGUUCUACUGGGACAAUCCCAGCAAGGUGGGCUCUAAAGUGACCGAGUCCGACGGCAGCACUUACUACCGAGGCCCCGGCACAGGAACGAGCGUCUUCAUCACCCACAGCAGGCUGAAGAGCAGGAACUACAUCAAAGGAGACGACGCCUUCUUCCUCUUCAGUCUGGAAGAUAUUUCUAACCUGCUGGUACCUCAGCCUCUUCCCCAAUCUGCUGCCCGCGCCGACGAGGGCUUAAUGAAGGCCGCCGUACAAAGUGCUCCGCAGGAAGCUGCUAAUAACCCCGCAGUGAUCACAGCUGUGGCGGGGUCCGUGGCGGCGGCCAUGCUGGUGGCCAGCAUGCUGGUCAUCUUGAGGAUGAGGAGGAGACGGCAGGAGAGCGACGAGGUGGUGAUCGUACAGGACAUGCCCGGAUUCACCGAAGAGCGCCCGGCCGAGAGCUCGCCAUCUGCUUUCAUCGCUCCAUGAAGUCCUGAUCAGAGGAAGAAAAUCAGCACUUACAAGAAGAAAGGACGCAAUUAAUUUUAAAUUGUCGACCGACUCGUUUUCGUUUUGAAUAAAACCUCUUCACAGCACACAUGUUCAAAUCA